UAAUUAUUAAAGAAGUACAGUGUGUACAGAAGCAAACAUAAGGAACUUAUGAAUUUAUCCGUUUCAACUGUGAAAUUAACGAACAAACUGUAUUUUCUAAGCGUUAGAAAUAAUUUACAAGAUUGUUUUCUCUAGAAUAAAACCUUAAAAAUGUGCAUAAUGAGAAAGUAUCAUCAAAGAUAACGAUUGAUAUACACAGUUUACCUACGCAGGACGCAUGUACUAACGUGUAACGACAGUCAUUAAAACUUACGUAUUCACUGAAAUUACUGAUUUCAACUUUUGUUCGGAAAUAAAAUAGCAAAAAUUCGGUGCAAUACAGAUUAUAUUCACAAAGUGAGUAUGUCCAGGAGGAAACUCGGCGGUAACAAACAAUUCGACAACGUGGAUUACACACAGCUUAGAGAAACUGACACUGGUUUUGUUGAUUCACAGUUUGUGAAUCCACCUGUAAAAAUACCAUGGAAAGCCAUUACACUCGCAGCUCUUUUGUUUGUUGGGGGUACUGUAAUGCUCAUCAUGGGUAGUCUGAUUGUGAGUGGACACAUUGACUCAAAAUAUUCUGAUCGCAUGUGGCCAAUCAUUAUUCUAGGGAUUUUAAUGUUCAUACCAGGAGCUUACCAUAUGAGGGUAGCUAUCUUAGCGUAUCAAAAAGUGCCAGGGUAUUCUUUUGAUGAUAUACCAGAGUUUGAUUAAUCAUGCGUGACUUUUUUCCUAAAAGUACUUGAAAAUUUUUACUUUUUGCUAGUACUACAUUUG
Molecule: messenger RNA, 759 nt
Organism: Dufourea novaeangliae
Lineage: Eukaryota; Metazoa; Arthropoda; Insecta; Hymenoptera; Halictidae
Product: transmembrane protein 230
Exons: 5
Coding region: 343-696 (117 amino acids)
Cellular component (GO): endomembrane system
Source: RefSeq, a predicted model, not a curated record